AUGGGACUGGACAUCUCCAAGAUGCUUACUCCUAGCAAAGCUCCCUUCUACGGCAUCGUCCCGGGCAAUGCAGUUACACCACUCGGGUCAGUGGUCCUGCCAGUCACCUUCGGGACAAAAGACAACUACCAUACCGAGUACACCAAGUUCAAGGUGGCAGAUUUCGACUCGUCGUACCAUGCCAUCCUUGGCAAGAUAGGUGUACUCACACUGCGUGUCAACUUGAAGAAGUUGUAUGACUUUGACCAAGAGGUGAUCGAGUACGCUGCAACUUCACGCGUGCAAGAGCCAUCUGCAGAAGUACUUGCAGUCGCGCUGAAGCUGACCAACACAGCGAUGGAGAUCUCCAUCUAG
Panicum hallii is the source of this 354-nucleotide messenger RNA. RefSeq lists its product as uncharacterized. The transcript has 2 exons. The record is from RefSeq and is a predicted model, not a curated record. Lineage: Eukaryota; Viridiplantae; Streptophyta; Magnoliopsida; Poales; Poaceae. Bases 1 to 354 code for a protein of 117 amino acids.